CCACACACUUCCCAUUCGUCCAGAGCGUUCGAAAGAAGUAGUUGAGACUAGACAGAGCUGAGUAGAGAGAGAGUAAAGGUUAUGGAGGGUCAGCGGCGUGAGCCGACUCGCAUAAUGGUCGGAGUGAACGAGUCGACGAUCAAUGGGUAUCCAAAUGCUUCGAUAAGCAGCAAAGGAGCUUUUGAGUGGACUGUGGAGAAGAUCAUCCGCUCCAACACUAGAGAUUUCAAGCUUCUCUUCCUUCAUGUCCAAGUUCCUGACGAAGAUGGGUUUGAUGACAUGGACAGUAUAUAUGCAUCUCCUGAUGAUUUUAAGAGUAUGAAGCACAGGGACAAAAUAAGGGGUAUUCAUCUGCUGGAGUACUUUGUAAACAGAUGUAAUGAGAUUGGGGUCGCAUGUGAAGCAUGGAUCAAGAAAGGUGAUCCCAAGGAAGUUAUUUGCCAUGAGGUGAGACGAGUCCAACCUGAUCUUCUAUUGGUAGGAAGCCGAGGUCUAGGUCCUUUCCAGAGGGUUUUUGUGGGAACUGUGAGUGAAUUUUGUGUCAAGCAUGCUGAGUGUCCUGUCAUCACAAUUAAGCGCCGUGCCCAUGAGACUCCUCAGGACCCUGUUGAUGAUUGAUUCUUCUAGCAAUGUGCUUCACAUCAACUUGAUAUUUGUUAUUCUGUCAUAGACUUUACGAAAUUCUGCCGGUAGAUAAAUGCGUGGAACCUUUUCAUACAUUGUUCUUUUACAGUUUAUUCCCGUCUCUUUUUUCCCUGCAUAGAUAUGUUUCUGGUAAGUAGGGCUUCUUUAUCAUGCCAUGCACUUGGUUUGUGGCUCAAACGUAUAUGAGGCACCUUUCAAUGGAGAAUUCACCAUUUCCUUGAUGGAUUUGGGCUAUGUACUAGCAAUUAUCUCACGUGUAUAUGGUAGUGGAAGGGGUAUUUGAUGGGGCUUGUGAUAAGAAACUCUCCAAGUAGAAGAUUGAG
This is a messenger RNA of Ilex paraguariensis (yerba mate), 968 nucleotides long. The record is from the annotation of a GenBank genome assembly. NCBI's taxonomy places the organism in Eukaryota, Viridiplantae, Streptophyta, Magnoliopsida, Aquifoliales, Aquifoliaceae.